This is a messenger RNA of Pogona vitticeps (central bearded dragon), 2467 nucleotides long. It is a transcript of the gene MYOD1, whose product is annotated as myogenic differentiation 1. The record is from RefSeq and is a predicted model, not a curated record. Gene Ontology annotation, biological process: positive regulation of myoblast differentiation; skeletal muscle cell differentiation; positive regulation of skeletal muscle fiber development. Gene Ontology annotation, molecular function: protein dimerization activity; DNA-binding transcription factor activity, RNA polymerase II-specific; RNA polymerase II cis-regulatory region sequence-specific DNA binding. Lineage: Eukaryota; Metazoa; Chordata; Lepidosauria; Squamata; Agamidae.
CUCUCUCUCUCUCUUUAGGGCUUCUGCCCGCCGCUCUCUCGAUCCAUUCCUGACCCGACCCGGCCCUGCCCGACCCGACUCCCCUCUCCAUGGACGUGCUGGGCCACAUGGAGAUCCCCGACGGCUCGCUCUGCUCCUUCUCGGCGGCCGCCGACGACUUCUACGACGACCCGUGCUUCAACACGUCGGACAUGCACUUCUUCGAGGACCUCGACCCGCGCCUGGUGCACGUGGGGGGCCUGCUCAAGGCCGACGAGCACGGCGGCGGCGGCCACGGCCACGGCCACGAGGACGAGCACAUCCGGGCGCCGAGCGGGCACCACCAGGCCGGGCGCUGCCUCCUCUGGGCCUGCAAGGCCUGCAAGCGGAAGACCACCAACGCCGACCGCCGCAAGGCCGCCACCAUGCGCGAGCGGCGGCGCCUCAGCAAGGUCAACGAGGCCUUCGAGACGCUCAAGCGCUGCACCUCCACCAACCCCAACCAGCGCCUGCCCAAGGUGGAGAUCCUGCGCAACGCCAUCCGGUACAUCGAGAGCCUCCAGGCCCUGCUGAGGGAGCAAGAGGACGCCUACUACCCGGUCCUCGAGCACUACAGCGGCGAGUCCGACGCCUCCAGCCCCCGCUCCAACUGCUCCGACGGCAUGUUGGAUUACAGUGGACCCCCUUGCAGUUCCCGCAGAAGGAGCAGCUAUGACAGCAGCUACUAUACAGAAACUCUAAGUGAUUCAAAGCAAGGGAAGAGUUCCGUUGUUUCCAGCCUAGAUUGUUUGUCGAGCAUUGUGGAGAGGAUUUCAACUGACAGCACAGCCUGCCCUACCUUGCCUGCAGUUGAAAGUGGAACGGCGGGGAGCCCCUGUUCCCUCCAUGAUGGGGCCAGCCUGAACGACACUGCAGCACAAAUCUCCUCUCCAGCUAGCUGCACUCCACUCCCUCAGGACGCUACCAACAACAGCGCUAACAACCCUAUCUACCAAGUGCUAUAAACGCCCAGCAAACGCAAGCUGCAGCAUUGCGGAUGCUCCCCACUUUAGCCAUCAAGUAAUACUUAAAUCUGCUUUCCAAACACUGAAAGAGACAAUCCCUGUGAGUUUUUUUUUACGUUUUCAAAUGUAUCUAAUAAUUCCUUUCAAAUAUAUAUUGUCUUCCAAGCUUGUACUACAUCAAAAUACACUUAUUUAUUGGUUGUAAACAAAAGCUAUUUAAUUUGUAUAUAGAGGAGAUUUAGAAUUGUGUACCAUGAAAUGGCCAAUGAUUAAUCCUUGCUUUCAAAAGAGGAAACCUUUCUUGGGAGAGUCUUUGUAGAUCCUCUUCUGGCAAUCAUUCAUACAGACUGCUUACUCCCGUUUAAUUCUAGUGCAGUUUCAGCAGCCCAGUUGUUCAGGAUUGUAAACUUUCUUUGCAAUUCCCUUCAGAAAUAUAGCCAUCCACAUUUUUGCAGAAAAGGUUGUGGACCAUUUUUUAGAAAAAUACUUAUUUUGUAUACGUGUAAAUAAGAGUUGCUUUGCCAAAAAAAAAAAAAAAAAGGAAUUCCAUCAAAACAACAACAAAAAUGUAUGUAUUUAAUGUUGCUUGGUUUGUUGUGCCAAACUUUUAACUUUAUAUAUUUAUACAAUGUGGAUGCUGAGAAUGUUUUCAACAGUAUUCUAAAUAAAGAUCCUUAUUUAUAAAACUACUGGAUUGGCUUUUGGCUUCGAAUCUCAACGUCGCUUUCAAUAUCAUAUCAGAAAGGAUUUUGUACCAUGUCCCCAAAUUCCAUAUUGUCAUGCUCCCACAAUUUGCAUGACUGUAUUCCUACACAGCCAAAGCCUAGGCAGAAAGAGAAGCAGCUGUCCAAUUGUAGUGCCUGUUUUCAUGUCUCCUACUACAGACUAUCAUCUUGCAGAACAUGCAAGCUGUGAGUUUUAAUAAGAAAAGAGCUUUCCUAUUCUGCUGUGUGAUGGGCUGCAAAAACAUUUUAAAUUUACUGUUUCUCCACACCCAUGCUAUGCAUGACUAGCUCGCUCUCCACUUGAAUUUUGCAUUCCUCUUUAAUUUGUUUUUGUUUAUAGAAAGCACUGUUGGGCAUAUGGGGCCUAGCCCCAUUUUAAUUAAUGUACUCAUUUAAGUUAAUGGUAAUCUGAUAAUGGUAUGCAGUCAUAAAUAAUACUUUUAUUCUUUACAUUUGUAAAGAGAGAUGCUGUGCCUCAAAGAACUCAUGACAUAAGGCUGCAGCUGCACUAGAACAAAGCCUCCCAAAUCAUAUAGCUAACAAUCAUAUAAAGGCACACAAAUAAGCUAUAUUCCAGCAUCAGUGAAUCUAGGUUCAUCCGCAUGCUUAGAGGGGAGCACUUAAUCCUGUCUCCUCCCUUGACAUUUUUUCCGUUUGAGUAACCAUGGCUCUGAAGAGGAGAGGUUCCUGCUUUCAUGUACAGCCUACACACAAGCAGGAGUGUUGCAGAAUUGCAGUUCUGGCUUACAUGCAGACUUU